CAAUUCUGUGUGUCCCUAAGUAACAAUUCUGUGUCUGUGGCCCUAAGUAACAAUUCUGUGGCCCUAAGUAACGUUUCUGUGGCCCUAAGUAACGUUUCUGUGGCCCUAAGUAACGUUUCUGUGGCCCUAAGUAACGUUUCUGUGGCCCUAAGUAACGUUUCUGUGUCCCUAAGUAACGUUUUUCUGUGGCCCUAAGUAACGUUUCUGUGUCCCUAAGUAACGUUUCUGUGGCCCUAAGUAACGUUUCUGUGUCCCUAACUAACGUUUCUGUGUCCCUAAGUAACGUUUCGUUUCUGUCAGAAACGAUUCUGUGUCCCUGAGUAACGAUUCUGUGGCCCUAAAGUCUCUGUGGCCCUAACU
This is a messenger RNA of Staurois parvus, 360 nucleotides long. Lineage: Eukaryota; Metazoa; Chordata; Amphibia; Anura; Ranidae. The record is from the annotation of a GenBank genome assembly.